AUGGGCGUGCGGGCCGCGCAUUGGCCCCGCGCGCUGUCAAUCAGCGCGUGGCUGCGUCAGGGCCGGGUGCGCGGCCCCGUUCCCUGCUGUGUGCGGGGCCGGCGCGGGGCCGGUGCGGGCGGGGCCGCGCCUCGCUCGUCCCUCGCUAAGAUGGCGGCGGCGGCGGCGGCGGCCGUGGCGCGGCUCGAGGGCCGGGAGUUCGAGUACCUCAUGAAGAAGCGCUCGGUGACCAUCGGCCGCAACUCGUCGCAGGGCUCGGUGGACGUGAGCAUGGGCCACUCCAGCUUCAUCUCCCGCCGCCACCUCGAGAUCUUCACCGCCGCGCCCCCGCCGUCGCCGGCCGGCGCGGACGGGCCGCCGCCCCCGCCGCAGGGAGACCCGGCGGGCGGAGCGGGGGGCGACUUCUACCUGCGCUGCCUCGGCAAGAACGGCGUGUUCGUGGACGGCGUGUUCCAGCGGCGCGGGGCGCCGCCGCUGCAGCUGCCGCGAGUCUGUACUUUCAGGUUUCCCAGCACAAACAUCAAGAUAACAUUCACAGCUCUGUCCAAUGAAAAGAGAGAAAAGCAGGAGGCCCCCGAGUCCCCAGUGAAGCCUGUGCAACCCCAGAUCUCUCCCUUAACAAUAAACAUUCCAGACAACAUGGCUCACCUGAUCAGCCCCCUCCCUUCUCCCACAGGAACCAUCAGUGCUGCAAAUUCCUGCCCAUCGAGCCCCCGCGGCGCAGGCUCCUCAGGGUACAAAAUGAGCCGUGGAAUAGCAUCUGACCUACAUUUGAUGGCUGACAAUUCCCAGUCAGAAAACGACAAGGAAGCUUCAGGGGGAGACAGCCCAAAGGAUGACUCUAAGCCACCCUACUCCUAUGCACAGUUAAUAGUCCAAGCAAUUACAAUGGCCCCGGAUAAGCAGCUUACACUAAAUGGAAUUUAUACGCACAUAACUAAAAAUUAUCCCUACUACAGGACAGCAGACAAGGGCUGGCAGAAUUCAAUACGUCACAAUCUCUCUCUGAAUCGUUAUUUCAUCAAAGUACCACGUUCCCAGGAAGAACCAGGCAAAGGCUCAUUCUGGAGGAUAGACCCUGCCUCUGAAAGCAAAUUAAUAGAGCAGGCUUUUAGGAAAAGGCGGCCUAGGGGAGUACCUUGCUUUAGAACCCCUCUGGGACCACUCUCUUCUAGAAGUGCCCCAGCUUCUCCUAAUCACUCUGGAGUGUUGUCUGCACACUCCAGUGGCGUGCAGACCCCCGAGAGCCUGUCCAGGGAAGGAUCUCCUGUCCCCAUGGAGCCCGAGCCCAGCACCAUCCAGCCAAAACUCGCCGUCAUCCAGGAGGCGCGAUUCGCACAGAGCGCCCCAGGAUCACCUCUCUCUAGCCAGCCAGUUUUAAUUACUGUACAACGGCAGCUACCACAAGCUAUCAAACCCGUCACCUACACUGUUGCAACUCCUGUGACAACUUCAACCUCCCAGCAGCCUGUAGUUCAGACAGUUCACGUUGUGCACCAGAUCCCAGCUGUGUCAGUCACCAACGUGACUGGGCUGGCACCAGCAAACACUUACACUGUCGCAGGACAGGCCGUGGUCACACAAGCUGCUAUGGUCACCCAGCCCAAGGUAGAACCUCAAGAGAAUGGAGACCACAAGGAAGUCAAAGUGAAAGUGGAGCCUCUCCCUGCUAUUAGCCAUGCUGCAAUAGGAGCUGCUGGUCGCAUCAUCCAGACCUCGCAGCCCGCCCCCUUACAGACAGUUACCAUAGUGCAACAGGCGCCGCUGGGCCAGCACCAGCUGCCCAUCAAAGCUGUCACCCAGAACGGAACGCACAUCGUGCCCCUGAGCGCCGCCGUGGGGCAGGGCAGCGCCGCUGCUGCAAGUCCUUUGCACAUGUUGGCGACCCACGCGUCCGCAUCGGCCUCGCUCCCCACCAAGCGCCAGAACGGAGACCAGGCAGAACAGCAGGAACUGAAACGGAUCAAAACAGAGGAUGGAGAGAGCAUAGUCAUAGCUGUGAACGUGGACACCCCACCCGUGGCAGUGAGUGACAAAAGCAGCCAGAACUAGAAACUUUAGGGGAGUUUUCCUUUUUUUUAAAAAAAAAAAAAAAAAAACACACAAAGAAAAAGAAAAAAAAAACACAAAAAAACCAACAAAAACAAACUCCGUGGUGCCAAAAGGAGACACUUAAAUCUAACACCUAAAAUGUUGGAACAUGUUCUCACGCAGUGGGGAAAGGGGCCCUGUGAAUCAGACUUCAACUUUCAGCACUGAAACAAAACCCAACACAGGUGGCCUUAAAACUUGGUAAUUUCAAGUCAAACUGCAGAACCAUGUUGUUGUAGAGGCUGUGCCCCCGCCCCUCCUGCCCACGGACUGUGUGUGCUGGGAGGGCUGCAGCUUGAACAGGAUCUGUCAGAUUUUUCCCAGGACUGAGGAUCUCAGUGUAACGGCAGCAUGAUAGCGCUUAGUGUGACUGGUUUCAAACGAUUGUAAAUUCCUAAAGGGAACAGAGGCAGGAGCCAUUCCGACACCGUGGCAGCUAAAGCCUUUCCGAACCACCCACCCAUGCAGUUGUUGAUAGAUAUGCAGUAUUUUGUUGUUCACAUGUGGAAUUAGAAAUUUUUGAGGUGUAUUUUCAUUUCUUUGCAAAACGAUGGGGUCUUUGACAUUUCAAAUCGCUCCAUUUCUACUCCGGAAACUUUGGAAUCACACAACUACUUUUCAUGUGAAAUUUUGUUUGGUAAAAAACUGAAUGUAGGGUUUUUUUAACCAACGGAAUGAUUUACUUUUGUCUGUCCUGUUCAAGUUCAGAUAAAGCUACUUUAUUACAUCUGCAAAUUUUCAUAUUUUAGCAGUUGCCUGAUAAAUUUAAUCAAAUUUUAUUACCAUGUGUAGUGAUCAAACGCUUCUUUGGGCUUGCAUGUAACUGAUUAGAAACUCUGAUGUAAAUGAGCCGUUAACUGACGUAAAGAACUGCUAUGGAUUUGACCAGAGCUGCACUUACCUGUUUCUCUCUCUGCUACCUUUUGCUGUUUGUUACUUUGUGUUGACUUUGACUGUCCCUGGCAUAUUUUUCCAGUCUAAAGUAAAACAAGAGUCUCGCUUAAUAUUGUGUAUGUUUAAGAUAACAGACUGUUCUUCAUUUAGAAAGAUAAAAUUCUUUAUCACGAGUCCUUCUAAAAAGAGUAAAAUUAUCUUGUCAGAGGUAUAUUCGAUAUUUUUAAGCUUAAGCACCCUUCAGUAGAAAUUAAUCUGCCCCGUUUCUCUGUAACACUUUGAUGUCAGACACUGACCUCGGGGUCUCCAUGACCAGUAGCUGUUGUGGUUUUCUAACAGUGGCUACCAGAUUAUGGUAAUAAUUUUUUUUUUUUUUUUAAGUGUGUGUUCUGCAGUUGAACAUUUUAAAAUGUAUCGGUAAUUUCUCACUUUAAUGUGGUAAUAGAUUCCACUUUACAUUUCAAAAUUCAAUUGAAACAAGGCUGCUGUUCAGUCUUCAACUCACACAACGUCUUAUUUCCUCCUGCAGCCAGGUGAGUGGGAGCCCGAGCCGGCUCCAUCGGAAUCUGGUUUUUGUCCUGUUCUGUAAUAAAGAUGCAUUAUUUAUAUUUCCUUUCCUGCUCCGAAAGGAAAAACUGUAUUUUCAUGAUGGACUGAACAGUUUGGAGUGGUUAUUUUAGGCAGCUUUUGGAAACUAUUUACCUAAAGACCAAAUAUGAGAAAUGUGUACAAGUUUUGUGUUCAUCCACACAAUGGAACUGUUACAAUGUCUCUGCAGAUAAUACAUUAAAAAACUAUGAAAAAAAAACUCUACACAAGCUGGAUUUAUAACAGGCAUUUAAAAAAAGGCAUAACCUGAAAAGAAGCAUUUCUGUACAAUUGCAACGUUUUCUUUAGAGGUUUUAAAAAUAAAAAAAGUAAAGUUUUAACAUACUUUUUUUAAAAAAAAAAAAUCCAGUACUAGUAAUUUAAUUUGGUGUUGAAUGAAUUCACUAGAAUGUGGUUUAUUUUCAGAAGUGAGAAUCUGUUCACAACUAGGGCUAGGUGAAUAAUAGUGUAUAAGAUUUUUUUAAAUAAAAUUAAAUUUUAUUCAGCAAAUUAA
Melospiza melodia melodia is the source of this 4087-nucleotide messenger RNA. RefSeq names its product forkhead box K2 (gene FOXK2). Gene Ontology annotation, biological process: regulation of transcription by RNA polymerase II. Lineage: Eukaryota; Metazoa; Chordata; Aves; Passeriformes; Passerellidae. Gene Ontology annotation, molecular function: DNA-binding transcription factor activity, RNA polymerase II-specific; RNA polymerase II cis-regulatory region sequence-specific DNA binding; protein binding. The record is from RefSeq and is a predicted model, not a curated record. The transcript is spliced from 9 exons. The coding region runs from base 1 to 2052 and encodes 683 amino acids.